AUGAAUGAUCUUGCUGAGUCUGUUGUUUCGUUGAUUGCUGAAAAACUAGAAGAUAAGCUCCUUGUCGAAGGUCUUUUCUUUACUGGAUUGCGUGGUGAAGUCCAAUGGAUCAAAGGAGACCUGUGUAUCUUGCGGUGUAUCUUGCGGUACCUCUUAAAAGAUGCAGACACCGAAAAACGAAGAGAAGAACGAGUGAAGAACUGGGUGCAGGACGUGAGCAAUAUUGCAUACGACAUAGAAGAUGUCAUUGACACCUUUCUCUUGAGGAUAGAACACGGGAGGCGACGAGGAUUGAUCGUCUCACUUGCUUCCGUCGUCAGUAGGUUGAAAGCUCGCUUUGAGGUCGCUUUAAAGCUCAGACUUAUAAGGCUUAAAAUCAAAGAGAUCAUAGAUAGAACGUCAACUGAUAGCUGGCGAGACGUAUACUCGAGAGAAGUGACAAGCAGAAGCCUCCAAGAAUCGAGGCAAACUUCUUCAUACGUUCAAGGAACAGAGUUUGUUGGUUUUCAUAAGGAAUUCGAAGCAUUGGUCGCGCAGUUGACCGAUGAGGGAGAGACGAGACGUUGUGUUGUUUCUCUAGUCGGAGUUGGUGGUCUCGGUAAGACCACUCUUGCUAUGAAAGUCUAUAACAGCGAUAGUGUCAAAAAAUAUUUCCAUUUACAAGCAGCGAUUUCUGUAACACAGGAGUUUGCUUUGAGAGAUAUUUUGCAGGUCAUGAUAAAACGUUGGUCGGUGCUCCCUGACACGCUGGUGGAGGAAAUGAACGAAGCUGAGCUGACGUACUUUAUUUCGGAGUAUCUGAAUGGCAAGAGAUACUUGGUGGCAUUGGAUGAUAUAUGCCAACGUGAAGCAUGGGAUGCUUUGAAGAAUGCAUUUCCCGAUUCGAAUAAUGGAAGCAGGGUUAUGCUCACCACACGCAAAAAAGACGUAGCUUUAUAUGCAGACGCAACUAGCCCGCCAUGUGAAUUACAGCCUCUAAAUCCAGACGAGAGCUGGAGCUUGUUCUGUCAGAAAACCUUCCCUGAAAAAAAUGGCAUUUGUCCUUCACAUUUGCAGAAAUUGGGAAAAGAAAUUGUGGCCGAGUGUCAAGGCCUACCUCUUGCAAUCAUUGCCAUUGGAGGGCUCUUAUCAAAGAAAGAAGAAAGCGAUUGGGAGAAUGUACGCAACAACAUCAGCAGUCAUUUUGGCAAGGGAACCUCCGAGAUAUUUUCUUUGAGCUAUCGAGAUCUGCCGUAUUUUUUAAGACCGUGUUUUCUCUACCUGGUCAAUUUUCCAAAGGACCACGAGUUCCCUGCCAAGGAUUUAAUUCAAAUGUGGGCCGCAGAAGGGUUAAUUCAACACAGGGCGGAAGAAACAGUGGAGGAGGUUGGAGAAGAUUGUCUAAUCGAGUUGAUUCAGAGAAGUAUGGUUCAAGUUGCAAAAGGAAGUUCAAGAGGGAGUAUUAAAAGUGUUUACAUCCAAAAAACUUUUCGGGAUCUCUCCAUAUCAGAAGCGAAGGAAUGUGGGUUUCUCGAAGUUCACUCUGAGAAUGCGAAUGCUCCUUCCACAGCCCGUCGACUUGCAAUUCACCAUAAUGACUUAAGUGAGUACAUUUCCUUAAGCCGUUCCAUUCCAUUCCUUCGUUCUGUGUUUAUCUACUCCCAAGGACGUAAGCUGCUUCAAAGGGAACAAGAAAAGUUUCUCUACAGAGGCUUUAAGUUGCUUAGGGUGCUUUGUUUAAAUGGUGUAUACAUAAAAAAGUUACCUAACGCAAUAGGUGAACUAUUCCACAUGAGGUACCUUGCGUGUAAAGGCACUUCAUUGGAAACACUCCCAUCGUCCAUAGGCAAUCUUCCCCAUUUACAAACUCUAUUUGUGUCGUCUUUUCACGACAUGAAAGUACCUGGCACAAUCCUGGAGAUGCAAGAAUUAAGACAUCUUCAAGUGGAGGACGCGGUUAAGUCGACUUAUUUGGGAUUGGGGGAAAACUGGAGGGAAAUAGAAGGGCAUCCAGGGCUUGACAGCGAAAGUACUCUCCAAACUCUAACAUGUGUGGAGGCUGGCAAAUGGAUGAGAUGCUUGGGAAAGCUCAUCAAUCUUAGAAAAUUGGGAAUACGUUUACACCACGACCGAUCAUAUGAUCAGGUAUUGUAUGAAUCCAUCCCCAAUAUGCAGUGCCUCGAGUCUCUGUCGGUAGUGACGAGGUGCCCAUUCCCAUUAUCGGUACCCCCUUUUUCACAAAUUCCCAAUUUAAGUAAGUUGCGUUUGGAAGGAAAGUUGGAGAAGUUACCCGAGUCUACUGAAUUCCCAAAAAAACUCACCAAGCUUACCUUGGCAUUCUCCUAUUUAAAGGAAGACCCACUGCCGACAUUGCAGAAGCUGGAAAACCUUCGUGUUCUCAAAUUGCUUGGGGCUUCAUAUACGGGAAAGAAAAUGGCUUGUGUUGCAGAUGGGUUUCGUCGACUGGAAUCCUUACAUCUUGAAGCAUUAGAUCAAUUGGAGGAGUGGAGCGCAGAGGAAGGAGCUAUGCCAAGACUUUUACAUUUACGGAUCGAUAACUGCCGGCAUUUGAAUAUGCUUCCGGAAGGUCUGCAACACGUGACUACGCUCAACAAUGUGGAGUUGUGGAACAUGAACGAUGAAUUCAAAGCAAGGCUCCAAGGCGAGGGAGUAGAUUGGCAUAAGAUUCGGUACGUACGCUCCAUCGACAUUCGCUAGUAGGGCGACAUUCUCAGCACUGGCACUUUCUGUCGUCGUGAGAGCUAGAUUGGACAUUGAUUGACGGAUUAGGAGCUUUGAUCUGUAAGAUUUUCGAGCAUUUUCAUUUAUGGUAGAGCUUAUCAAAACAAAAUUUGGAUAUCAAAACUACUGACGCUACCUGUACAACAUAUCAAGACACUAUGACUGAAUGCACUACGAACUUAUACUUUCUGUUUUAUCCAUGAUUAGUUUUAUAGAUUUAAGCAACCAAAUUCUAACAUAUAAUUUUCAGGUUUUAAUCACAAUUUCAGUUCCAAAUAUUUUUUCUCAUAGCAGAGAUUAUGGUGACCCACAUGUACAAAGCGAGUAGACAGUGUGAAGAAUGGAGAAAUGAUUACUUGACGGUGAUGGGGAUGCAGUACCAGUGCAUGCUAGCAGUAGCUACAUCGAGUUUGAGAUUUUCUUUGGAGUUCAAAGCAGUCCAGCUAUGCCAAGAUGUUUGGAUGAUAUUUUCUAAUUAUAGCUUGAGAGUGUAUGUUUUUACACAUAUAGACAAGUCUUUCAAUAUGGAACCAUGUGUUAAUGUUUGCUAUAUGUUUUGUACUCCAAUUCGCACAAACAGUUCCUUUAAUUUCUUAUUUAUUUAACUGUUGCAUUGUCUGCCUGUAAUAAAUUAGUUCAGAUUUAAAAUAAGAAGUAAUUUCUUCAGUGUAAGCCUAGGAGGGCUUCCAUGACUUUUCA
Messenger RNA from Magnolia sinica, 3420 nucleotides. Its product is annotated as probable disease resistance protein At1g58602. The record is from RefSeq and is a predicted model, not a curated record. The coding region runs from base 1 to 2697 and encodes 898 amino acids. Gene Ontology annotation, molecular function: ADP binding. The transcript is spliced from 2 exons. Gene Ontology annotation, biological process: defense response to other organism. Lineage: Eukaryota; Viridiplantae; Streptophyta; Magnoliopsida; Magnoliales; Magnoliaceae.